Messenger RNA from Cokeromyces recurvatus, 592 nucleotides. RefSeq lists its product as uncharacterized. The transcript is spliced from 2 exons. The annotation marks the transcript as partial. The record is from RefSeq and is a predicted model, not a curated record. NCBI's taxonomy places the organism in Eukaryota, Fungi, Mucoromycota, Mucoromycetes, Mucorales, Mucoraceae.
AAUAACUAUGAAAGCUCAAAUAAUAAAAAACAAAAGGUUGACCACACAGAUGAAUCAAAAUCUUGGGAGAUUGAAAAAUUUAAAGAAUUGCUUGAUGCAUGGCGCCAUUAUCUAAGCGCGUCUAGUGAUAAACAUGAGUACUGCCUCGAAAAACAUCAUAUCAUCGAGUGCGGUUACUCUAUCAAAUGUAAUCCCAAGAUCCCUGAAGAACUAUAUAAUCAAAUUGGUUUGUCUGAAGAACAUACCAUUGAAAGUCCUUUCAUAUCUUGUUUUUCAUAUUGUAGCAAAAUACUCGAUUAUAUGAAAACUAGAGCCUGGAAAGAAGUCGAAUCUGCUGUAACUGAUUCCCAGGAUGAAAAAUUAGAGCUUGUAAAAGAACAAGUAGAUUUUGUUGAAGAAUACUUCCGUUUCUGCUUAUUGUUAUUCAAAAAAAAAAAAUAAUCUUUACAAGCGACUUAAUAUUAGUGAAUCAAACUUCAAUAGACUUUUAGUUUGGCCGGCAGUUGAAGUUUCGAUUGAAUCGAUGGAACUACUUGAAUUUAUACCUGGAGAAUACCUUCUGAAGUCUUCUCAAGAAAAAUACAACGUAGAU